ACAUGCUGAAGUAGAAUAAGAUAACCUCAAAAAAUUUUCUAUAAAAAAAUAACAACUAUCAAAGACAAACAUUUAUCCUAAAUUAAUGUUCAAAUAUUUUUCAUAUAUGUACUGUAAAUAUUUUCGAGAAUAAAUCAUUAUUCUCCUUUAAAUUUAAAAAAAAUGGACAUUUUAAAAGCAGAAAUAAUGAAGAAAAGGAAACAAUUGGAAGAAAGCAAUAUUUUGCAAAAUAACAGAAAAUAUUUUAGAAGAGGUGAAUUAAUAGCAAAGGAUCAAGAAGUGAAAGAAAUACAAGAAAAUAAUGAUGAAGAUGUUAAAGUUAAUACAGCUCAACAAGAAGAAGAUUCUGUAACUGAUGGUAGCUCUGAACAUUUAACGUUACCUAGACAUGAAGUGAUUAGAAGAUUACGUGAAAGAGGUGAACCUAUAUUAUUAUUUGGAGAAUCAGAAAUAGAAGCAUUUAAACGAUUAAGGAAAUGUGAAAUUCUUGAACCUGAAGUAAAUAAAGGUUUUAGAAAUGAUUUUCAAGAAGCUAUGGAACAAGUAGAUCAAGCAUAUCUAAAUGAAAUACUAACUUCUUCUAAACCUCAAAAUCGCGAUGGGAAAGGAGAUGUGAAUGUACCAGAUGAAGGAGUAACUUAUGAAGACUUGCAAAAGAUGUCUGUGAAAUUAAACAAGGGUGACAGGGAUUUUGAUUUAAAUGUCAUUACACAAUUUAUACAAUUCUUAGUGCAAAUGUGGGGCAAUCAAUUAAAUAGCAGGAGUACUGCUGAAAAAAUGAGUACCAGAGGAAAAAUGGCUAGUGCUACUUAUGCCCAAACAAGAGAAUAUUUAAAGCCUCUUCUUAGGAAAUUAAAAAACAGAUCUCUGCCAGAAGAUAUUACCGAUAGUUUAACUGAUAUUGUAAAACAUUUACUUGAACGUAAUUAUAUAUUGGCAAGUGAUGCAUAUUUGCAAAUGGCAAUUGGAAAUUCUCCAUGGCCUAUUGGAGUAACUAUGGUAGGUAUUCAUGCGCGUACAGGAAGAGAAAAAAUUUUCUCGAAGAAUGUGGCGCAUGUAAUGAAUGAUGAAACCCAAAGAAAAUAUAUUCAAGCAUUAAAAAGGCUAAUGACCAAAUGUCAAGAAUAUUAUCCUACAGAUCCCUCCCGUUGUGUAGAAUAUUCAAAAACAUAAUUACAUAAUUAAUUUUACAUAUAGUAUGUAAGUAAUUAUACAUUGUAGAAUAUAGAAUAAUUGUACAUUAUCAAUA
This is a messenger RNA of Frieseomelitta varia, 1249 nucleotides long. It is a transcript of the gene Prp18, whose product is annotated as pre-mRNA-splicing factor 18. Gene Ontology annotation, biological process: RNA splicing; generation of catalytic spliceosome for second transesterification step. Gene Ontology annotation, cellular component: U5 snRNP; U4/U6 x U5 tri-snRNP complex; U2-type post-spliceosomal complex. The transcript is spliced from 4 exons. The record is from RefSeq and is a predicted model, not a curated record. The coding region runs from base 163 to 1173 and encodes 336 amino acids. NCBI's taxonomy places the organism in Eukaryota, Metazoa, Arthropoda, Insecta, Hymenoptera, Apidae.